AUGGAGAACUGGCGCGGAGAAGUUGAGAUUCAGUGCAAUGCUGUCGCGAGGGGAGAUCCUCAUCACACCGGGCCCCCGAAAGCCAUUAAGGUCCCGGGCUGGCCCCAGAUGACGGGCUUUCCCUUCUCUGCCGCAGCGACCAUCGACAACUUGGCCUUCAUCAGCGGGAACCAAGGCGUGGACAUGUCGACCUCGAAGCUCGUCGAGGGCGGCGCGGGGCCGGAGACCACGCAGACACUGAAGGACAUCCAGGCGUCCGCCGAAGCGGCAGGGACAGGUCUCUCGGAAGUCGUCGCCUGCGAAGUGUCCCUUACAGACAUGAAGAACUUUGCCGACGUGAACAAGGCCUACGCAGAGUUCUGGCCUUCCUUGCCGCCCAGCCGCGUGGCAGUGCAGGUUGGCAAGCUGGCCCGAGACGCCUCUGUGGAGAUCCGAUGCCUCGCGGCCAUCCCUGCAGGGCCCAAGAAGGAGCAAGUCGAGUUUGUGGUGUAG
This is a messenger RNA of Symbiodinium sp. CCMP2592, 492 nucleotides long. The record is from the annotation of a GenBank genome assembly. Lineage: Eukaryota; Dinophyceae; Suessiales; Symbiodiniaceae.